UCUCAUCAAUUUUCCUUUUUCUUUUUAAUUUUUUUUUCUCCUUUGGAACCAUAAAAGUCUUCCUAUAUUAUAAUAUCUUAUUAAACUUAUAUGACUCUUAACAUUUCUUCUUCUGAUCAAGUGUUGAUAUACCAAAAACACACUCCAAACCAAAACCAGUUCUCAACUUUACAUGCCCCUCUCACUUUCCUUCAUCCAUUCUAAACAAUUUCCAGCUUCAUCAUCAGAGAAUAAUUCAGUUGAUCAUUCUCUCAAGAAUAUUUCUUCUCUCUUAUGUUUAUCACCUUCAAUAUCCACGCUUGGAAGGAUCAUCUUUCAAUAUAUGGUGUUUCAGAGAAAGUACUUAACAGGUUCAUUAUGUAGAUCUGAAUCUGACAUAUCUGUCAGAAAUUUGAUUCAAAGCUUCAAGAUUUGAAUAGAUAUAUUUACAGACAAUAAUAAAUUAGAGUAUUUGAAGUUGGAGAGCAAGAAGAAAAGUAGAGUUGAAGAAAAUGUCAGAUGGAUAUGAGAAUGAGAAAAGUGGGAAGAGUACUACUGAGGAGCAUGCUGGUGGUGAGGAUACUUCAAUGGGGUCUUCACAGCAUAACUUUGAUUUGAAUGAAGAAGCUAGUAGUGAUCAAGAUGAUAUUAACAACAUUGAGAAUGAUGAAGUGAAUGGUGACGACGACGACGACGAGAAAGCAAAGGAAGAUGGUGAUGAUGAUGGAAGUUCUAGUUCAACAAAAGUUAGAAGUAGUGGAUCAAAUGAAAGAAGAAAUGGUGUAAGACAAUAUGUUAGAUCAAAGAUGCCUAGGCUGAGAUGGACUCCUGAUCUUCAUCAUUCAUUUGUGCAUGCUGUUGAAAGGCUUGGAGGCCAAGAGAGAGCAACACCUAAGUUGGUGCUUCAACUAAUGAAUGUGAGAGGACUCAGCAUUGCGCAUGUCAAGAGUCAUUUGCAGAUGUAUCGGAGCAAGAAACUUGAUGAUGUUGGACAAGUACUAAGUCCAACACACAGAUUAACACAUGAUUUAGGUCAUGCAGCUCAUCACUCCAUGAUGCCUCAUCAACAUUUCAAGAUGGCAAAUGGUGGAAUUGUUCUAGAAACCAAUUACAACCAACACAAUUAUAAUUUCCACACUCUCUUGCAUUCACAUUCAAAAGCCAUCAAUUCAAGGAAUCAACAAUGGUAUUUAAAUCAUCAACCUUUAAGACCAAGCUAUGUAAGCAAUGAAGUUUUCUCUUCAACAACUUUACAUACGCAACAUGGAAGAUCGUCGAUAGCUUCGAGCCAACCGAUUACUCAAGUUAUGGAUACUAGUUUGAAUACCACACUUGCUCCAAUGAGACCAAGCCAAUUUCUUGAAGAAAAAAGGUGGCCUCCAUUAGAUAUCAUGAACAAUAAUCAAUAUUGGAAGAAAAAUUUACAUACCAAUGUUUCUAGUUUUGGCUCCACUACAACAACAUCACUUAGACCAGCUGAAAAUCUGUUAAAAAUCAAUGAGUAUUAUAGCUCUUUCAAUACUUCAUCAAAGCUUGAAUUUGAUUCUCCAUUCCGGAUUAAGAUGAAUCAAGAAACAAUGCAGAAAGAGAGAAAAUGGUUACCUGAUUUGCAACUGAGUUUAAGUCAAACAAACGGCAACAAUGAUGAUAAGAGUGAUUGUUUGAGAGAAAACAAAGAAAUCAACACAAAACUCUCGCUUUCUUAGAAUAAUUUAUUUUUUCAUGUCAAUUAUAAUAUGCAAAUACAACAACCUAGCUAGCUAGUUGAUCAUAAAGUUGUGAGAGAUGUGAUAUUGAUACUAAAAGAAAGUUACACAAUUGCAUUGAUGGUACAAUACCAAUUGUUAGCUUGCCAAUACAUACUAGUAGUAUUUGAUUAGGAGGAUGAGGUUAUUUACAAUAUUCAUU
This is a messenger RNA of Lathyrus oleraceus (garden pea), 1887 nucleotides long. Its product is annotated as putative Myb family transcription factor At1g14600. Bases 492 to 1685 code for a protein of 397 amino acids. NCBI's taxonomy places the organism in Eukaryota, Viridiplantae, Streptophyta, Magnoliopsida, Fabales, Fabaceae. The transcript has 8 exons. Gene Ontology annotation, molecular function: DNA binding; DNA-binding transcription factor activity. The record is from RefSeq and is a predicted model, not a curated record.